AUAUCGAUGAUGGCGCUCUCACCCACCCAUGAUCACCCGAUGCCCGAACCCGUGCGGCCGAGAGGCACACCCCGACUCGGCCGUGGUCCAGGAGGCUCGACAGCUGCACAGAGCCACCUGACUCUCUCAUCAUCGACAUGGCGACAGAGAGCACUCGGCUGGUGGGAGCCAAAGACGCGUACGGAAGGCAGGUUGCUGGCUACGACAGCUCCGAGACGUUUACCGGAGUGAAGAACCAUGGGCGUGGGUGCAAGGACAUCCUGUUUGCCAUCCUCUUUCUGGCGGCGGUCAUUGCCUUUAUCGCGGUGACGGCCGAGGGCUUCAAGAAGGGCGAUCCACACUCGCUCAUCUCCAAGUCAGACCAGGUUCCGACGUCAGCAUCGGCCAAGCUCCGGGAGCGGGCCAAGCUGCAGUUCUCCAAGGUGGUGGGCCAGAUGCGUGACCAGUGGCGGGUCAUUCUCGGCUCGGCCGGCCUCGCGGUCUUCCUCGCGCUCGUCUGGGUCCAGCUCCUGCGGUUCUUCACCAAAGUCUUCAUCUACCUCACGCUCCUGCUGGGCAUCGUGCUCCUCACUGCGCUCUCGAUAUUUAUGCUUUCAGUCGGCAAGGAACGCAACAACAAGUUCCUGAUUGUGGCCGGUAUCGCCGGCCUCGUCCUCGCCGGCAUUGUCUGCCUGGUCGUUGUGGGCCUCCGCAAGAAGAUCGCGCUGACGGCGCUGAUGAUGCGCGAGGCAUGCGGCGGGCUGGACCACAACCCGUCGCUCCUGCUCUUUGCCGUCUUCACCAUGGUUCUCUUCCUCGGCUUUGCUGCGUACUGGCUCGUCGCCUUUGUCUACCUGUACACGGUGCCAGACGAGUCGAUGCAGCACUCGAUGUACUUUUGCGUCUUUUGCUUCUUCUGGUUCUCGGGCGUCAUGGCUGGUGUGUUUAAGACGACCGUCGCCGGCGGCAUGGCGUCGUGGUACUUUAGCCGGACCGUCGGCUCGCAGGAUCUCGCAUCGGACUCGUUCUCGCCAGCGUUUGCCACCUUUGUCCGGUCGUGGACGCUCUCGCUCGGCUCCAUCGCCUUUGGCACCCUUCUCACAGCGGUGGUCAACUUUAUCAACUGGCUCCUCACCAAGGCCCGCAAGCACUCGUCGAACAAGUUCAUCCGCUGCCUCAUCGCCUGCGUCCAGUGCUGCCUCGGCUCGAUCGAGCGCCUCAUCGAGUUUGUCAACAAGUACGCCUUUGUCUACAUUGCCAUGUACGGGGAGUCAUACUGCCAGGCCACCAAGUCGGUCUACGCCCUGCUCAAAGACCAAGGCAUGUCGCUUGUCGCCGUCGACUUUAUCUCGGACUUUAUCCUCUUUGUCGGCAAGAUCGCCGGCACCGCCGCGUCCACCCUCCUUGCCCUCGGCAUCCUCCACUCGCGCGGCGACUCGGUCUCGGGCCUCACCAUCACCGCCAUCAUCCUCGUCUCGUACAUCUGCUUUGACAUUGUCGCCCACAUUCUCGGCAUGGGGGUCGACUCGGUCUUUACCUGCUACGCCGAGGAUCUGGCCCGCAACAAGGCCUCGGGCAACUACAUCAUGUCGCAGAACGUCCAUGUUGAGCUCCAGGCCGUUGCCGACUCGCAUGCCGUCAACUCGUAACAAGCACACUCUUCUCCCCCC
Thecamonas trahens ATCC 50062 is the source of this 1649-nucleotide messenger RNA. RefSeq lists its product as uncharacterized. Gene Ontology annotation, cellular component: membrane. The record is from RefSeq and is a predicted model, not a curated record. Lineage: Eukaryota; Apusomonadida; Apusomonadidae. The coding region runs from base 138 to 1628 and encodes 496 amino acids. The transcript has 2 exons. Gene Ontology annotation, molecular function: transmembrane transporter activity. Gene Ontology annotation, biological process: transmembrane transport.